This is a messenger RNA of Nelumbo nucifera (sacred lotus), 3314 nucleotides long. RefSeq lists its product as uncharacterized. Gene Ontology annotation, molecular function: protein binding. The record is from RefSeq and is a predicted model, not a curated record. Lineage: Eukaryota; Viridiplantae; Streptophyta; Magnoliopsida; Proteales; Nelumbonaceae.
UUAUUCUUUCUUGGUAGAAAACAGAUGCCAUUGAACCAAAGGAUCAGAGCAGAACAAACCACACCCAACUACACCAACCAACACCACAAGAACCAGAACAAACAGAACACACACCCCUACACGCUGUCAUCUUCUAAACAGCAAACCAACCAAAAUGGAGGAUCAGAUAAGAUCUCAGCAGUCCCCAAGAAACCUUUCGUGAGCCACCACCAUGUAUUCCAGGUUUUUGAACAGAGAAGAACUUCACCUCAACUCCAAUGACCAAGCACAAGUGCUGAAGAUAUCUUUCACUGGGAAACUCGGUCAGGUUCUUCCCUCCAGAUAUGCAGAGUUCGUUAAUUUACAGGACUUUGAAAUGCAUUCAAAUUUUAAUAAUAUCUGGUCGAACAGUCAAAAUGACAAACGCAUUAUUCAAAGUUCGGACGUUUAUUGGUGUUUGUGGAUUUCUUACCGUCUGAUGAUCUUUUGGCAAGUCCUAGGUUAAUUAAAGGGAAACUAGAUCUAUAAAUCGGACGGUCGUGAUUAGGCAGAAAUUCGAUUAGAUUUUGGAUUUCAUUCAAAAACUCCGCAGAUUUUCCGGGAUGCAACGGCACUAACCGCCUACUUCUUGGUUUUUCAAGUGCAAUCGUAAUUCGGAGCUGGAGGGAGCCACCGGCGGCAGCAGCAAUGGCGGUGGCAGCUCGAAAUCUUAAUAGUAGUUAUAAUAUUGUUCCCCUGGUAGAGUCCAUCUCCUCCGUCCUUCAUUCUCUCAACCUUCAAAACCCAAACCCCUCAAAUCUCGCUUCUUCUCCUCUCGACCAAUUCACAACAUACUUGAAUCCCAAUUUGGUGAUCCAAGUUGUCAAAUCCCAAACCAAUCCUCACAACGCUCUCUUCUUCUUCCGCUGGGCCUCAAAUCCUAACCCUAACCCUAACAACUACUCCCACACUCAGCGCUGCUACUCCGCCAUGGUCGACCUUCUCAUCUCCCACAGCAUGUUUUCUACAGCUUUAGCUCUUCUUGAAUCAUCAAAUAAACUCUCCGAUUCCAUGGUUGCCAAGUUCAUCAAGGCUUAUGGAGACCGUGGCGACAUCAGAGGUGCGAUCCACUGGCUUCACCGCGCCAAGAUGAUCGAAUCAGGUCGGUGCUUGUACUCGUACAAUGCCAUUUUAGGGGUCAUGGUAAGAGCGAAUCGCAUAGAUCUAGCUAGAGCUUUCUUCGAUCAGAUUCUGAAGGAGGACAUAGUGAAACCUGAUGUCUCGACUUACACGACGAUGAUUCGGGGUUUCUGCAAGUUGGGUAUGAUUAACAAUGCAAAAAAGGUGUUCGAUGGAAUGCUCUGUAAGCCCAAUUUGAUUACGUACAAUACCAUUAUCUCCGGAUUCUGUAAGAAAGGGCUCCUGGAAAAUGCACGAGAGAUUUUUGAUCUUAUGAUAGCUGGCAAGGAUUGUAUUCCCGAUGCGGUUACAUUCACGACUUUGAUCGACGGAUACUGUAAAAGGGGCGAGUUGGGUGAGGCAAAACAAUGCAUGGAUGAGAUGGUGAGACGGAACUGCGAGCCAAAUGUCAUCACAUACAAUUCACUGAUCAAUGGUUUAUGUUUGAGCGGAAAGAUCGACGAGGCAAAGAUGAUGAUGACAAAGAUGAGAUUAAAUGGUGUCAAGGACGACAUUGCAACCCAUACAAGUCUGUUGAAGGGGUAUUGCAUAGCAGGGAAAUCCGAUGAUGCUGUCAAACAUCUCAAGGAGAUGAUCAGUCUUGGGGUGAAACCUGAUGUUAAAUCGUAUGGAGUGGUUAUUAACGAAUACUGCAAAAUGGGGCAAUUAGCUGAUGCCAUGGCACUUCUAGAUGAGAUGAAGGCGAGAGGGGUCAAUCCAAGUGUCUCCACUUUCAAUGCACUUCUCAGAGCGCUGUGUGAUUCUGGGGAGCUCGACCUGGCAAUUGAUGUUUUAAAGCAAAUGCCUUGGAGGGGUUGCUCUCCCAACUUCUUAUCUUAUUACACAGUGAUCUGUAGCCUAUGUCGGCUUGGAGAUAGGAUGCGAGAAGUUGAAGACCUUGUUGCUGGCAUGCUUCAAAGAGGCCAUCACCUUGAUGCCUCUAUGUAUAGUGACAUGGUUGAGGGUUACUGUGAGGAUGGCGAUGUUGAGAUGGCGAUGGGUAUGUUCUGUGAGAUGAUGGAGAAGGGCUUUGUGAUCAAUCUUCAGAGCUUUUCUGUGUUUGUGAAGGAGUUGAAUGGGAAGGGGAAGGUAUCUGAAGCUGAGAAGCUCUUUCAGGAUAUGUGUAGGAGAUGCCCUGUACUGGAUAUGGCUAGUUACAGAAGAAUAUUGGAUGAGCAUCAAAGCAAGCCAUGGGCAGGUGGAGGCUAGUCAAUAGGUUGGCACCAUGGUGUACUAGCUAGAACUUUGCUUGGAUGUAAGGAAGUCGGUUGGGAAGGGCAUAAACUCCAUCAAUGUGGUUUAGUUCAGUGACUGGAUCAAAAUGGAUCUCUUGAUUUUUUUUUGUCACUUGGUUGGUUGAGUUGCAAAACCAAACGCAGUAAAAGAAAAACCAAGCAAAUUCCCAAGAGUCAAUUUGAUCAGUUUUGGCUUUACUGGUAAUGUGUACUCAGUGUUUAAAGAAAACCAUAGACAGCUACCAGAUUUUGAAAUAAAUUAUUACAAUUUGCUAACUUCAUACCUCAGUAGACGGUAGGUAAGCCAGUACUCUUUUUCACAGAUUGGGUAGCUCUCCUCUGGGAAACUGAAAGGGUGAUGAACAUGAUCAGCAGCAUUUAUUGUCAACGCAAGCCUAAGAUAAAAGAAAAGGUCAAUUCGAGCCAGCUUAGCCCAAGCUCCCAGUGCCAACUCGGGGCCACAGCUGCUUUAGUCCUCCCUUUCGGCCAUUCAUAUCCUAAAUUCUGUUGAAAAUUACUGCAAACUGUGGUCAGAUUACACUGGAGGUGAAUUGAAGCCUAGGGUAAUGUGUGUGAGUAAAAAGCAAAUACAUUGCUUAAUUCUUAAGAGAUGAGCUUAGUAAAAAUUCGAGAUGCAUUGAUGAUUGUAUUGGAAGUAUCUGAAAGCCUGGAUUUUUCUUAGAUUACCUCUGUAUUUGUGGUCAUUGAUUCAAAUCAAACAUGCAAGUGGAGGGACACAAAAAACAGAAAGAAUAAAUGAAGGGAAGAUUGGAUUAGAAAAUAUAAGUUUUAUGAGUCGAAUGUAUCAUCAGCACAGAAGCUUGGUUUGGGCUUCUCAUUUCUCUUGGGUUUUAAAUUGAUAUUUUAUUGUGUAUCGCUGAUUUAUUUUGUUGAGUUAAUGUUUGAAAGGUUCCUCAUUAAAGCAAGUAUUAAAGGCUUCCA